UAGCCAAUGACAAGCAAGAGCUCUCACUGUCUCUUACAUGUUUAAGCCAAACAUACUUGUCUGGUCUUGACGCUGUUGCUCUGGUUCAUUUUUUGCUAUUUAUUUAUUUGCUGGGUUGGGUUAAUGAGUUUGAUAAAAAAAUAGAAACUGAAAGAAAAGUUACUGACGAAGCGACCUGUUCGACACUCAACCUGGUGGAACUUUUUGUUUCGAAGAAAUGAUCUUCGUUUUAACUCUCGCUUUUCUCAUGGCUCUGUCCUGGGGUCUCCCAAAGGAUAUAGUAAUCCAGUUCGAGCGCAGUGUAUCGAUAAACGGGACAAUCGUGGAGAGAAUCUCUAUCAAUGGCGCUUCUGACAGCUAUUUAAAGGGGAAGAGCGCCAAGCAUCCCGUUGUAAGACCCAUUCAAGAUGACGCCCUGAGGAUAAUCAUGAAGCAUGCAAGCGCAAAUAAUGGGACCUACAUACGUUUGAGAGAAUGCACGCUACGGGGCUAUCAAGUCUGCGGACUGUCCGAUCGGGUUCAGUUGAAUGGCAAAGAUUAUCUGACGUUAGAUCCAGAGGCUGUUUCGUGGACGGUGUUGCUGCCAGAGGCGAGUGAUAUAAAGAAAAUAUGGGCGCUUGAGAUUGAGCUGGCAGGUCAUGAGAAAAGUCAUUUGAAACAGGAGUGCGAGGAGUUUUUCAAGCAGAUGAAUGAGAAUGGGAAUCAAGAGGAGCUUGGUGUUUUAAGAGUGAUUGCUCCAGUUUUUGUCACAUUACUCUUUGUUGGAUUUGUUUUUACAAGCAUUCUUAUCUUCAAGCGACAGGGUCAACACCCAGGUGGUGUUAUAGGAUCAAUUAUCCACUACCCAGCCCAUUAUCUUGAAGUUCCUAUCGCAGGACAGAGCGAAAAGAGCAGCUCUGACAUGGGGACAAAAACAAAACAGCAAGUUCUACCUGUUCCCAAAGGUCUCUUUCAGCAGAGUUGAGUGAAGUUAUAAUAAAUCACCAGACCUGCCUUACCACAUUCAUCUGGAUUUACUGGCCCUCUGUAUUCGGAGCUGCUAUAAAAAUAGCUCUAUCUUCAGGCUCUUUGUGGUUAGAUUAAACUCUUUUUUUUGAAUAUUUUCAGAAAUUAGAUCCUUGAUACAAUCUUGAAAUUAAAAUGAUUAAUUCAAAAGUGAUAUAUUGCUGGAACAAAAUUAUUUCUGUAUAUUAUUGUAAAUUACAAGUCUUUAUAAUAUUAAGAUUAUGAAUCAUAUGAAAAAUAUUAUUAUCAUGUAGAUGAACAAAUAAAUCAUGUUUUACCAAAUUGUGUGUUAACAUAUAGGUGAUAUAAUGUUUAAAUGCUAAACAUUUUCUUUUAUUAUCACAAGCUUUGAAUGUAUUGUGACGCAAAACCAUGCAAAAUAAACGUCAACGAAAUGA
Triplophysa dalaica is the source of this 1403-nucleotide messenger RNA. RefSeq lists its product as uncharacterized. The coding region runs from base 218 to 964 and encodes 248 amino acids. Lineage: Eukaryota; Metazoa; Chordata; Actinopteri; Cypriniformes; Nemacheilidae. The record is from RefSeq and is a predicted model, not a curated record. The transcript has 6 exons.